AUGUCUAAAAUUCCCAGAAGUUUUAGACUUCUCGAAGAACUUGAAAAGGGCGAGAAGGGCUUAGGCCCCGAAUCCUGCAGCUACGGUCUAGCAAAUGGAGAUGAUAUCGCCAUGGUCCAUUGGAACGGAACGAUUUUGGGCCCCCCUCACAGCAAUCACGAAAACCGAAUCUAUUCUGUAGCCUUAGAGUGUUGCGAGGAGUACCCUGACGAACCCCCCAAAAUCAAGUUUGUUUCCAAGAUCAACCUACCCUGUGUCAACCAGACUACUGGAGAGGUCGAGCCAGAACGCUUUGGAACCUUGAAAAAUUGGAAACGCUCGUACACCAUGGAAACGGUGCUUCUGGAUCUACGCAAAGAAAUGGCGCUUCCUGUGAACAAAAAGCUACCACAGCCAUCCGAGGGCUCAACAUUCUAA
This is a messenger RNA of Lachancea lanzarotensis, 417 nucleotides long. It is a transcript of the gene MMS2, whose product is annotated as LALA0S13e02388g1_1. The coding region runs from base 1 to 417 and encodes 138 amino acids. The record is from RefSeq and is a predicted model, not a curated record. Gene Ontology annotation, biological process: protein K63-linked ubiquitination; DNA damage tolerance. Lineage: Eukaryota; Fungi; Ascomycota; Saccharomycetes; Saccharomycetales; Saccharomycetaceae. Gene Ontology annotation, cellular component: nucleus. The transcript has 2 exons.